Molecule: messenger RNA, 912 nt
Organism: Staurois parvus
Lineage: Eukaryota; Metazoa; Chordata; Amphibia; Anura; Ranidae
Source: the annotation of a GenBank genome assembly
AUGGCGCGGGAAGCUCCGGUGGGUCAGGCCCAGGCCGGGGUCUCUGGUGAUCCGGUGACCGGGGAUGAAGACGAGGCGCCAGACAGCUGUCUGGAUGUCAGCUCGGAGUCCUUCGACCCCCUGAUAGCCCUGUACUCCCCCCGCACCCCUCUCCCCUUCCCCAAUGUCCGGUGCUUCAACAACCUGGCCGAGUAUGAGAGCUUCCUGCGGGGAGGUGGCCGGGCCCGGGGACGGGCGGAGGGGCCGAAAAAAGCCAAAAAGGGGAGGAAACCGGCACCGGACCCCGAGAGGGUGGAGAGGCUGAAGAAGCUGAUGGUGACAAAGCCGGAGGAGGAGGGGAAGAGACCACCCAGGAGGAGGAAGAAGACCCCCAAGAACGUGCUCACCCGCAUGCCAUUGAAUGAAGGCGGUCCUUUGGGAGUGCUGUAUCGCUGUGUGCAGGAACGGUUGAAGGUCAACGUUCAUAUCCGUACCUUUAAGGGACUGCGUGGUGUUUGCUCUGGAUUUGUUGUUGCAUUUGACAAAUUUUGGAACAUGGCCAUGGUCGAUGUAGAUGAGACAUAUAGGAAGCCUGUCCUUGGGAAAGCUUUCUACAAUGAGCCCCAGUUGACGCUGACACGGUUGUUUGACAGGCUUAAGCUGCAGGAGUCUGAGUUACAAUCCUCUACAGAAACAAAAAGUGCUAGUACAGACAGGAGAACUUCUGCCCAAGAUCCUAGGAGAUCCACCCAAGCCCUAGGUAGGCACACCACUGUUCAGGAUCAAGGACAAUCGGGAAUCUUCGAUGAUAAAUCCAAACUGAGGACUAGACAUCCAAAAGAGAAGAUUGAUUAUCAGAAGGUGUAUAAGCGCCACAUAAAACAGGUUUUUAUUCGGGGAGAAAGCAUUUUACUGGUUCACUUAUCAACAUGA